AUGGCAGAAGCAACAAAGAGGUAUGCAGUUGUUACUGGAGCAAACAAAGGCGUAGGAUUGGAAACUGUCAGGCAGUUGGCCUCAAAUGGAUUUAUUGUAGUCUUGACUGCCAGAGAUGGCAAGAGGGGUCUUGAAGCUGUUGAGAAACUCAAAGAGUCUGGCCUCUCUGGUCAAGUGGUUUUUCAUCAACUUGAUGUAGCUAACCCUGCUACUGUUGCUUCCUUGGCAGACUUCAUCAAAACCCAGUUUGGGAAACUCGAUAUCUUGGUGAACAAUGCAGGGAUUGGUGGAAGCACAGCAGAUCCUGAUGCCUUUAGAGCUGUAGUAGAGUCUGGUGCCUUUGCUAUGGCAAUUAGUAGGGGAAAUGAUCUGUGUAACAUCACCAGUCCGGGAAGAGGAGAAGUUGAUUGGAGUAAACUAAAUACUGAAACUUAUGAGUUGACAGAAGAAUGCUUGCAGAUAAACUAUUAUGGUGCUAAAAGAACAGCUGAAGCACUUAUCCCACUCCUCCAGUUAUCCGAUUCACCGAGAAUUGUUAAUGUUUCGUCUUUCAUGGGGAAGUUAAACAACAUACCGAGCGGUUGGGCUAAAGGAGUUUUUACUGAUGCAGAAAACCUAACAGAAGAGAGACUAGAUGAGGUACUGACUGAGCUUUUAAAAGCCUUCAAGGAGGGUUCACUUGAAAGUAAGGGCUUUCCUUCUUCUUUGUCAGCCUAUAUAGUCUCAAAAGCUGCACUGAACGCAUAUACUAGGAUUCUAGCAAAGAAGUACCCCACUUUUCGUAUCAAUUCAGUCUGCCCUGGCUUUGUCAAAACAGAUAUAAACUACAAUGUCGGUGUCCUACCUGUCGAAGAAGGGGCUGCAAGGGUUAUGAAGUUAGCAUUGCUGCCCAAUGAUGGCCCUUCUGGUUCCUUCUUUGUUGAGUAUGAAGUGUCAGAUUUUUAA
Messenger RNA from Prunus armeniaca (apricot), 945 nucleotides. The record is from the annotation of a GenBank genome assembly. NCBI's taxonomy places the organism in Eukaryota, Viridiplantae, Streptophyta, Magnoliopsida, Rosales, Rosaceae.